UCUGUGCAUGACUCCAGCUCACCAGUUUCUCGUUUCAGCUUCUUGAGCUAACAUGCAACUCCUCUUGGGCUCGCCAUGACUCGCUCAAAUACGCAGUCGCAGUCGCAGCAGCGGUCUUAACAUGCACCCGAGCUUUAGUUGGUUCUUGCCGCCUGCGAUGGAGUCUUUGAAUAGCAGAAGAAAUAGUCAAGUUAAUUAGUGGGAAUGUCAUUAGGAUCACAAGUACACGACCCUUUUUGGACGGCCCGACUUUGGAGUUACCGACACGGAAAGGUCGGUUCUUUACCCUUCCCAGCGAUACUCUAGUGGCAUUUUGGGAAUUUUUUUUUAUCGAGCUUUGUAGUUGGAUAGUAGAUGAACGAACUUAAAGAAGACGGAGAUAACGAAGGCGUGCGGCAGUUCGCUUCAUCCGCCUUGUGACGAUGGACUCGAUCUCGUGGACUUAAAAAAGUAUUAUGUGGAAUUGUUCUUGCUAUAAGUAAAUGCCUCGAAUUCGAGUAGCGGAAAAGAAAAAGAGAGAGAGAAACUCCGGUUUGGUUGGUCGGAAAAUCUGAGUGGAUACGCAGAGUUAGUUUGAGUUUUGGUGAAAUAUAUCCAACCAACAAGAUUUCAUUCUUCUGAUGAACGUCGAAACUCGGAAAAUAUCCAACCACAAGGUGUCAACUGGGGUUUUGAUCAUUCGCUUGGUGAAAAGAUUGUUGUCCAGGGAAGCAGCUGCAUAAAAUCAGGUGGGUUUCUCAGGGUCUGAUUGUUGUGGAGUUAAUGCAACCAUCAAAACGUUAGUAAGAACUGGUGAGACAAACAAACAUUCCCCCGGGCCACGCCUCUUUGAUAUCCUGAGGGUCUCAGAAAUUAAAGUGGUGCUGGUAUUGUUGAUCUGUUGAUUCUGGAGUUGUAUUGUAUUAGCUCUUGGGAAAGAAAUGGUGGGUAGUGUUGAGAGGGUUGCUCAUAAUGGAUACUCAAAUGGGUCCAUUCACAAUAAUGGGAAUGGUUUGGAGGAAAACCUCGACGAGCUCAGGCGUUGUCUCCUCAAGGCCGAUGGCGAUCCGUUGAGAAUUGUCGGUGUGGGGGCCGGUGCCUGGGGCAGUGUUUUUGCAGCUCUGCUUCAAGAUAGCUAUGGCCAAUUUCGUGACAAAGUUCAAAUCAGGAUAUGGCGAAGGCCUGGUCGAGCCGUCGAUAGAGCCACAGCUGAACAUCUUUUCGAAGUCAUAAAUUCAAGGGAGGAUGUCUUGAGGAGGUUGAUACGACGCUGUGCGUAUCUGAAGUACGUUGAGGCUAGACUUGGCGAUCGUACUCUAUUAGCUGAUGAGAUUCUGAAAGAUGGUUUCUGCUUAAACAUGAUCGAUACGCCUCUCUGUCCCUUGAAGGUGGUCACCAACUUGCAGGAGGCCAUCUGGGACGCUGACAUUGUGGUGAACGGGUUGCCUUCCACGGAGACAAGUGAGGUAUUUGAAGAGAUCAAUCGUUAUUGGAAGGAGAGGAUCACCAUGCCCAUCAUUAUCUCUCUGGCGAAGGGCAUAGAAGCUGCAUUAGAUCCUGAACCUCAUAUUAUAACUCCCACUCAGAUGAUUAACCGCACAACUGGAGUCCCCAUAGAGAACAUACUUUAUCUAGGUGGACCAAAUAUCGCUUCUGAGAUUUACAAUAAGGAAUACGCAAAUGCUCGAAUAUGUGGAUCUGACAAAUGGAGGAAGCCUCUUGCAAAAUUUUUAAGGCAACCCCAUUUUAUAGUGUGGGACAACAGCGAUCUUGUCACACAUGAGGUCAUGGGCGGCCUUAAGAAUGUCUAUGCCAUCGGAGCUGGAAUGGUUGCUGCUCUUACCAAUGAAAGUGCUACAAGCAAAUCAGUGUACUUUGCACACUGUACAUCGGAGAUGAUAUUCAUAACCCAUUUGUUGGCGGAAGAACCGGAGAAACUUGCUGGACCUUUGCUGGCUGACACAUAUGUGACAUUGUUGAAAGGUCGUAAUGCAUGGUACGGGCAGAUGUUAGCCAAGGGGCAGCUGAACCUGGACAUGGGAGAUAAUAUCAGCGGAAAAGGAAUGAUUCAGGGUGUCUCAGCUGUCGGAGCCUUCUAUGAACUAUUGAGCCAGUCGAGCUUAAGCGUGUUGCAUCCUGAAGAAAAGAAGCCUGUUGCGCCUGUUGAACUAUGCCCGAUCCUGAAGACACUAUAUAAGAUUCUGAUAGUGAGGGAAGAACCUGCGCGAGCUAUCCUGCAAGCACUGAGGGACGAAACCUUGAAUGAUCCUCGUGAACGAAUCGAGAUUGCACAGAGCCAUGCUUUCUACCGACCUUCACUUCUCGGUCAGCCUUGAGCAGCUUGUUCUUCCAAGAGAGCGAUAAUAAGAAAUCAGCAUUUUCUCAGAGGCAUUUACUUGUAUGCAAGACAGAAACAUAAUGGAUUUAUAAUGGAUAUUGAAUUAGUACAUCUAUAUUAUGAUCAACUGGUAGCUCUUACGUUCCAGCUAGAACUGGCUGCACAGCUUUUAUGCAGGAUUUUGCAAGUCUUUCCAAGCCCUUCUCAUAUUAAGGUGGCACUUUUAUC
Eucalyptus grandis is the source of this 2545-nucleotide messenger RNA. RefSeq names its product glycerol-3-phosphate dehydrogenase [NAD(+)] GPDHC1, cytosolic. The transcript is spliced from 5 exons. The record is from RefSeq and is a predicted model, not a curated record. Gene Ontology annotation, biological process: carbohydrate metabolic process; glycerol-3-phosphate catabolic process. Bases 921 to 2315 code for a protein of 464 amino acids. Gene Ontology annotation, cellular component: glycerol-3-phosphate dehydrogenase (FAD) complex; cytosol. Gene Ontology annotation, molecular function: NAD binding; glycerol-3-phosphate dehydrogenase [NAD(P)+] activity. Lineage: Eukaryota; Viridiplantae; Streptophyta; Magnoliopsida; Myrtales; Myrtaceae.